AUGGCUUCAGAUGUUGCACUUGCUGGCAAUUGUCAAGGAGGUGAAUUUAACAAAUGUUCAGAUCCAAAUGCUGAUUGUAUUAACAGCAAAUGUACAUGUACUGUUGGAUUUUACCAGUUAAAUGAAGCGAACUCUCACAGUAAUUGCAGAACAGUACAAGAACUUCAAGUAACAGGAAUAACAUUUUCAAAUAUAAGAACCACAGAAUUAACUGCAUCUUGGAAUGCACCUACUAGAUCUAGUUAUGUAAGUGGAUAUGAUGUAGAAUGGCAAAAUGGAGGUAAGGUGGUCGGUGCAACAUCUCCUCAGAGGGUUUCAGGUUUAACACCUGGAAGAAAAUAUGAAGUCAAAGUGAUAUCAAAAGAUAUAGCCACAGCACCUGGUGUAACAAGGACAACUUAUACAUCAAAACAACAAUCAGCAAAACCGAGCAUUCCAGGUGCUGUAACUAGUUCGGGAAAUGAUUUAGAUGCUCGUGAUUCAAUUAUUACUAUUAAAUGGACAGCAGGAGCUGGUGUGACAACGUUAUAUAGAGUGAGGUUAUUUGAUGGUAAUUCUGAGAAAGGUUCCCGAAACAGCUCAUCUUUAUUUACAACGUUUGACAAUGUACUGAAUGGUUAUAGAUAUAAUGUUAAUGUAACAGCAAGGAGUCAACAGUUUAAUGGAUACUAUUUAUGGAGUGAGGCAAAGGUUUCUCCAAUUAAAACAAAAGUGCAAGUUCCAGAGUCACCACGUAAUGCUGUUUGCAAAUCUUCUACAGACGCUGCUAUAACACUUGACUGGGAUGCACCUUCUUUACCUAAUGGUGAUUUAGUAAGAUAUCAUAUUGAUUAAAUUGAUACAAGUUUGCAAGUGCUGUUCCGUGAUAUAACUAGUGGAACUGAAACACAAAAAGUGGUUGGAAAUCUACAACCAGGAACAAACUACAUAUUUCGAUUAUACACAGAAAAUGAAGGAAAUAAUUCAACAAAUUAUGCCCAGGUAUCGUCAUCUUGCCAAAUAAGACCCAAACUGUCAGAUUUACCAACAAAGCUUGCAGUAACUGGAAUAACAAGUCGUGGUUUUGAUAUUUCUUGGGAAAAACCCGUGAAUACGUACAGUGACGAAAACUAUGGAUACGUUCUACAGAUAAAAGAUGAGACCGGUUCAUGCUGGAAAGAAGUUAUUUAUAGAUGCUCAGAUUGUAGAGGUAGUUUUAUACUUUCAAGUUUAGUUGAUUUGUGUGAUCCUGCAAAAAGAGAUCCUGUUGUUGGUAAAACGAAACAAGAAUUUGCUAGUAAGUUGACACAUACUGCUGUUC
Molecule: messenger RNA, 1300 nt
Organism: Ruditapes philippinarum (Manila clam)
Lineage: Eukaryota; Metazoa; Mollusca; Bivalvia; Venerida; Veneridae
Product: exoglucanase B-like
Exons: 8
Coding region: 1-834 (277 amino acids)
Molecular function (GO): protein binding
Source: RefSeq, a predicted model, not a curated record